Molecule: messenger RNA, 2382 nt
Organism: Tremella mesenterica DSM 1558
Lineage: Eukaryota; Fungi; Basidiomycota; Tremellomycetes; Tremellales; Tremellaceae
Exons: 3
Coding region: 1-2382 (793 amino acids)
Source: RefSeq, a predicted model, not a curated record
AUGUCACUGUUAGCUAUUCGUCCACCAGAAAUGGAAAGAGCUUCUAUGGUUCUUCCAACUAUCACUUGUUCUUCAUGUUCAGCCCCUAUACCACUUUCUUCCCUAGGUGAACAUGUCUGUCUACCUAUUCCUCUUCCUUCUCGACCACCUACCAAUUCGACACAAUCAAUAAAUCCUAAAACCGGUCCGAGAAACGUCCCUAGACCUACUCAAAUAACCAUCCCCAAUACCGAACCUUCCCGUCGAAAUGGUCCAAACACAUUCACGGUCAAUCCACCACGUCCACCUUUCGCAGGUCCUUCAAGCGCUCGGUCCUCACCUAGUACAUUAGGUAUUCCUUCCGUUCAUAAUUCACCUCAUAUACCUUCACCCACUGGUCAAAAUGUUUUCCCUCCAUACACCCCAAACUCAAGAACACCAUCACCUACAAAUCCUUUUUUCCCACCCAACACACCAAUGUCUGGUAAUGGAAUCAUGAUUCACGGUUUAGGAUUAUCGGUAGGAAGAGCUGAAGGUCCUUAUCCUACCGAUGCGCAUAUACCAGAUAGAAUGAAGAAUUCCAUUGGGAUGCCGGAUACUACUAGUGGUGGAGGAGCAGGAAUGGCAGGAGUAGGAAGAAGAGCUUUUGCUGCUGCUGCUUGGGGAGUUAGAGCUGGUGUUGCAAUGAGUAAUACGACUACUAAUAAGAAUUUGGAAAAUUCAAGAGAAAUGCCUCCACCUAAUCAAGGUUGGCCUACUCAACCUAGAUCAGCCGGUCCUUCACAUCAACAAUCAAAACAAAUGUUUUCUCCUACUCCCAUGUCUGCUCCAUUACCACCAUCUCAACCGAGAUUAGAUAUAUCUUCCCGAUUAGAAGCUGUUACCCAGGAAUCAGUUUCGAAUACGAAUACAUCACGACCGAAUCUUCCUAAUCGACAACAUACUACAAGUUCAAGGUCUUCUCACAAAGGAGAUUCUAUAUCCGAAUUGAUCAAAGCUCGUUCUAAUCGAAUAGAAGAAAGAAAAGAUUCCAACGGAGGAGCGUUUUUCAAUAAAGUUCGACAAUUAUCAACUUCUUCCUCUUCCGCAAUGAGUGAUCGUCCAUCUGCAUUAGGAGUUCUUCGUCGUCCAUCUCAAAAUGAUUCUCAAAGUUCUCAACGUUUAGUGGCUAGUCCCGAAGAAACCAUCUUACCACUUCCACACGAAGAUGAUUAUGAUGACGAAAGUACAGCUUCGGCACUUCCAUGGGCGACACCAGCCGUUCGAAAUCGAGAUAGAAAAUCACCCGAUAUCGGAAGAGAAGAUCGAACACGUUUGAUGAAAGAUAUGAGAGAUAGAUAUCCUACAGCUGAGAGUGAAUCUUCUUCUUCUAUCGCUUCCAGUAGUAGAUCUGGGAAAUGGGGUGGUGGAUCAGGAAGUGGACCAGAAAGUGAAGAAUUAGUAACUCCUUCACAAUCUUGGGAAGGUGGUCUUUCCGAACGUGUUUUAGUACAAAAAGCUAGUAAGAAUGGUUUUGGUGGAUUUGGAAUUGAACCAUCACAUGACUCAAGAGAUACUUUGGAACAAAUCGGUGAAGAAGAAGAAGAAGAAGUUGUUGUAUUCGGUGGGAAAAGUCCAAAAAGUAAAUCCACUUCACGUGAUUCUCAAUCAAGAAACGAAAACAAAAAUCAAAUAAUCUCAAUUUCUAGACCUGGUUUAUCGAUAAAUGGUAAAGAUCAUAUUCGUUCUCAUACAGCCCCAGAACCUAGGUCAGAUAGAAGUUUGAAAACAAACGUGGAUCGACAAGGAGAAAGAGAGAGAACAAGACGUAAAAUUUGUCAAAAAUGUCAUGAAGAAGUAGGAGGUGAUAAAAGGUUUGUGGAAAGAGAUGGUGUGGUUUUAUGUGAAAAAGAUUGGAAAAAAUUAUAUUUACCUUCUUGUAGAAGGUGUAAUUUACCGAUUGAGAAAAGUGCGGUUUCAAGUAGUGAUGGACAGUUGAAAGGGAAAUGGCAUAGGUCAUGUUUCACUUGUACCAAAUGUGAUAAACCUUUUGAAGGUGAUAGUUUUUAUGUUUUAGGUGGUAAACCUUGGUGUCAACAACAUUAUCAUGAAGAGAACGGAACAUUAUGUUCCAAUCCAACUUGUCGAAAACCAAUAGAAGGUCCUUGUAUCCUCACUUCUGGUCCUAAACCAAACCGAUAUCAUCCCGGUCAUUUAAGAUGUGAUCAUAGAGGAGGUGUUUCAGGUGUUCAAUCAUGUAAAGAAAACAUGGAUGAAUAUUAUGAAGUUGAUGGUGGUAGGUAUUGUGAGAGACAUGUGAGUGAGGCCAUGAGGAAUUUGAGUGUGGGUAUGGGAAUGGGUAUGGGGAUGAAAAGGGCGGAAAAAAGAAGAACUAGGUUGGUGGAAUUACCAGGGGCGUUUUGA